GGCAGCUCCUGACAAACUGUAAGGUGUGGUUAUUAUUAUGAAAAAUCGAAGAAACUGGUUUGGAAAGGGUUAAGUGGAGACUUUGCCUUCCAGCCAGAAGCGAAUCAGGGCUGGCAGGGGAGGAGCCAGGCUGCCGCUGGGAAAGGAAUCCAGACCAGCCAGAUGCAGCCUGGAGAGGGAGCAGAGGGAGACACUGGCAGGGACUUGGGGCUUGGGGCAGGGGCUGGGGCAGGAGACCUGGCCUCUGCACCGUGAUAGCUCCAAGUCAGAGGGUACAGGGCCAGCUGCCAGUGCUCAAGGGAGAAGAGGCAGCACUACGGGAGUGGGGACAGUGGCAGGGAGGAAGAUGACCAGGACCCAGAGCCCUCCCAGCCCCCCAGGCAGGGGGCACCAGCCGCACCAAGGCCCUGACCCCAGCUGGCCCUGAUGGCCUACAUGGGGUGCAGGGUCUAAUUUUAGCUCCAACCGCAGGGACCACAGUCCAGGAGUGCCUGCCAGCAGGCACAGGGGCAGCCAGGGCUGCCUAGGCAGGAGUGCCCUGAGGAGACCAGCCCUGCUUCCUUCCAGCCCUGCACCCUGGCCAAACUGCCCCCUGGGGAGUCCUCACGGGUCCCCCAUGGCCUGGCAGACAGCCCUCCUCUCAGACAAGGGCAGAGUCAGGGGGUGCAGCUGGAGGGACAGAAGGCCACAGCCUUGCAGCCUGGACAGGGGUUGCAUCAGCCUGAGCAGUGCCCUGGAGCAGGGGGGCUGUGGGAAGGGCAGAGGCUAGCUUGGCUGUCCAAAGGCCAAGGAAGCAGAGUGCUGACCACAGGAAGGCAAGGUCAGGAAGCUGGGUCUUACCUGGCCUCUUAUGCCUGGCCUCAGUCUUCCUAUCUGUACAAUGAGGGCGCUGGACUAGAAGACUGAUCCUAGCACCGGCCACCCACCCUCAGGCCCCUGCUCUUUCUGCUUCCUAGCCAAGGCCUCCUAGCUUCCCCCAAACCAGGCUGUGGGUGGCCACAUGCAGUCCUGGAGAAGAAAGUCCCUUUGGCUGGCACUGUCAGCCUCCUGGCUCCUCCUCGUCCUCCUGGGGGUCUCCCCACUUCUCCGCCUGGCUGUGCCCCCGAGACCUCUGCCAGGAGCCCCUCAAGGCUGGCCCCGCUGGCUAGAUACGGAGCUCCUACAGAGCUUUUUCCAGCCUGGGGAGCUUCCAGAAGAAUCCCCUCGACCUUCCCGAGCCCCCAGCAGCAACGGCUGCAGCUGGGAAGCCUGCUUUGACACUUCCCAGUGCAGGGGUGGUAGCCUCAAGGUGUUCGUGUACCCUGCGGCAGAACCAACCUCUGAGAUUCAUCGCCGGAUCCUGGCUUCCAUCGAGGGCUCCCGCUACCACACAUCCAACCCUGGUGAGGCCUGCCUCCUCCUUUUCCUCAGCCUAGACGCCCCUGCUGCAGAGGCCAGCCCAGUGCCUCCACAAUGGAAUGGGGGCAAGAACCAUCUGGUCUUCAGUCUCCACCCAGCCCCCUGCCCCAAGACCUUCCAGCUGGGACAGGCCAUGGUGGCUGAGGCCAGCCCCACAGUAGACACCUUCCGGCGUGGCUUCGACGUGGCUCUCCCACUUCUCCCUGAAGCCCACCCAUUUCGAGGUGGGGCUCCUGGCAAGCUGCAGCAGCAUAGCCCCCACCCUGGGGAGACCCUGCUAGCCCUGGCAGAGGAGAGAGGUGGGUGGCGCACAGCAGGCACCGACUCCUCCACAUGCCUCUGGGAUGGGCGCUAUGAGCAGGACCCUGGACCUACGCAGACCCACCCCAGGGGAACGCUGCCCAACGCCACCUUCUGCCUCAUCCCAGGCCGCCGCUCUGAUGCCUUACGUUUCCUCCAAGCCCUGCAGGCUGGCUGCAUCCCUGUGCUUCUCAGUCCCCGCUGGGAGCUGCCCUUCUCCGAGGUCAUCGAUUGGACCAAGGCGGCCAUUAUAGCUGACAAGAGGCUCCCACUACAGGUCCUAGCUGCCCUUCAGGAGAUGCCCCCUGCACGGGUCCUUGCCCUGCGCCAGCAGACCCAGUUUCUAUGGGAUGCCUACUUUUCCUCAGUGGAGAAAAUCGUCCACACCACUCUGGAGACUAUUCAGGACCGGGUGUUUGGAGCCUCUGCCCACCCCUCACUGAUGUGGAACAGCCCUCCAGGAGCACUCCUGGCCCUGCCUACUUUUUCCAGAAGUCCCCGGGACUUCCCUUUCUACCACCUGCAGCAGGGCUCCCAUCCUGUGGGCAGAUUCAGCGCCCUGAUCUGGGUGGGGGCCCCAGGCCAGCUCCCCCUGAAGCUCAUCCAGGCGGUGGCAGGCUCCCAGCACUGUGCCCAGAUCUUGGUUCUCUGGAGCAGUGAGAGGCCACCCCCACCUAAGGAGAAGUGGCCCAAGACGGCUGUCCCCUUGACGGUCACUGAGGGGCACAGGAAGGUCAGUGAUCGCUUCUUCCCACACGGCACCAUCAGCACUGAUGCCAUCCUCAGCCUCGAUGCCCACACCAGUCUUUCCACAAGUGAGGUAGACUUUGCCUUUGCGGUGUGGCAGAGCUUCCCAGAGCGGAUGGUGGGCUUUCUGACGUGGAGCCACUUCUGGGAUGAGGCCCAGGGUUGCUGGGGCUACACUGCUGAGAGGGCCAACGAAUUCUCCAUGGUUCUCACCACGGCCACCUUCUACCAUAGAUAUUACCACACUCUGUUCACCCACUACCUGCCCAAAGCUCUAAGGAGCCUGGCAGAGGAGGCACCCACCUGUGUGGACGUCCUGAUGAACUUCCUGGUAGCAUCAGUAACCAAGCUGCCCCCCAUCACGAUGCCCUAUGGGAAGCAGCACCAGGAGGCCAGACCUCCACUGGCAUCUGGGGGCUCAGGGCCAGAGCCGCAGCCCCCCGACCCGGACUGCAUCAAUUUAAUGGCGGCAGGGUUUGGCCACAUGCCCCUGGUGUCCUCUCGCCUUCGCCUGGACCCGGUGCUCUUCAAGGACCCGGUAUCCGUGCUGCGCAAGAAGUACCGCAGCCUGGAAAAGCCCUAGGAAGGACAAGUGGAGACCCGAGCCCUGUUCCUAGGGGCUCUGCACCUGCCUUAGGGGCUCAGCCCCUCUGCCUUGGGACAUCUGAGAAUCAAUGAGGCAGCUAGUUGGCUAAGCGUCAGAUCCCUGUUGGCCAAUCCCAGCCAUAGCCCUCCCAUCUGUGAGGGGCAGGGCCUCUACCCUCCCCAAAAGCCUCUGCAGGCAGUGCCCCGGUGCCCUGCGCUUGCCCUGGGACGCUAGGCCUUUGCAUAUGUCGAUCCCUUUGCCUAAAAUGCCUUUCUCUGCUUCUCCACCAAGCUAACAUCUACUUGCCUCACCCCCUCCAGGAACUUGCCUGACCCCCAUUCCCGCCCCCGGAUGGGGUUAGUCUCCUUCUUGGUGCUCCCACAGCCCAGUGUUUCCCUGCAGUCCCGGCUCUGUUCUUGUUGCCUUGCAAUGUUUACACCGUCAUGGCCCAGGAUUGACCUGUGAGAGCCGAGAGGACUGGGUCGUGCCCUCUUCUUCUUGACCAUGCAGGUGCACGAUAAAUAUUUGAGGAACACAUAGAUGGAACACUUAACUGGGCGCCUGCUGCGCGCCUGGCCCUGUGCCGGCGGUGGCCAGAGCGUGGACAAGGUGCAGCGUGAGAGACAAAACUCCGCCCCCCGCCUCCAGGGUUCUUGGAGGAAAACAUCUACUCACAGAUGCCUGGGUUGCCAGCGCAAUCCUCACGCCCCAGGAAGGAGCAAAAGGUGACGGGAGGCCAGUUUCGGGGCUUCUAUCGGUCCGGGUGUGGGGAGAGAAAGGGAGUGGGAACGUAGGUGGUCGGCCCCAGCCGGGCCUGGGACCCUCUGUUCUGGCUCGGCGGCCCGCCCUGCAUUACCAGCGUGGACCACUAGAGGACAGCCACGCCGCGCUCCUUUCCCCGAAAGCGGAUGUUUUUUCGCACCCACCCAGUCAGAGGGCGGCGGCGGGGACGUGGAGGGGUUCUUGGCGAGUGCAGCCCGAAGUCUGAAAACUCGGGUGAGGAAUCUGAAAGAACAGCCCCGCCCCUUUUGCCCCGACACUUGGGACUCAGUAAGAAGGGGCCGUUUCUAGGUGGGCUGAGUGGGCGCAGGGGCUUUCUAGAAUGCCCUGGCGGUAAGGGUGGAGUGAGGGAGGGGAUGCUGGGUUCUCCCGCGUUCACCCACCUGGAACUGGAAUUAUCACUUCGGAAAUAAAGCGCGUGUCCUUGCUUCUCA
Loxodonta africana (African savanna elephant) is the source of this 4245-nucleotide messenger RNA. It is a transcript of the gene EXTL1, whose product is annotated as exostosin like glycosyltransferase 1. Gene Ontology annotation, molecular function: glycosyltransferase activity. Lineage: Eukaryota; Metazoa; Chordata; Mammalia; Proboscidea; Elephantidae. The transcript is spliced from 11 exons. Bases 1001 to 3028 code for a protein of 675 amino acids. Gene Ontology annotation, cellular component: membrane. The record is from RefSeq and is a predicted model, not a curated record.